Messenger RNA from Ictalurus punctatus (channel catfish), 1533 nucleotides. Its product is annotated as DNA damage-inducible transcript 4 protein. The transcript has 2 exons. The coding region runs from base 87 to 644 and encodes 185 amino acids. NCBI's taxonomy places the organism in Eukaryota, Metazoa, Chordata, Actinopteri, Siluriformes, Ictaluridae. The record is from RefSeq and is a predicted model, not a curated record. Gene Ontology annotation, molecular function: 14-3-3 protein binding. Gene Ontology annotation, biological process: response to hypoxia; negative regulation of TOR signaling; apoptotic process. Gene Ontology annotation, cellular component: cytoplasm.
GACGCAUCUUGAAGUUUGUGAGCAUUUUGUCUGUUCACUAUUGUACAUACAGGAAGCUCUUACCACAGGGGUUUAAUUCUUCUACCAUGGAUUAUUCACAGUCCGAAUCCGGUGCUUCAAAACGCCUUUCAUGGGGGAGAGUGGUCCAGAAACUGCUCAAUCACGCCGAUGACACAAAAGCAACGGGGGAGAGAGAUUCAGGGUGUUUAUCGGUGCUUUUGAGGGAAGACGACCCAUUUGAAGAGGCUCUGUGUGCAGAGACGGUGGCCAACGUGUCUGAUGUUCUGAGCGAGGGCAGUGCUGAGCUGCUCGGCUCCUUCAGACUGGUUGUUCCUCAUGUUUUACUGGAGAGGAUCGGUCAUGAGCUGCUGCAGCUGGCGGCCACCGAACCCUGCGGUCUCAGAGGAGCCAUCAUUGACGUGUGUGUGGACAACAGCAAGAGCCAUCAGAGUGUGGGACAGAUAUCUGUGGACCCUGAUAUUGUUCCAACUUUCCAUCUCACGUUUUUACUGCGGCUGGAUCUUGGGGGACUGUGGCCAAAGUUUAAGAGUAGGCUCCGCAAUUCCGUUAAACUGAGCACAGGCUUUACAGUUCUGAAAAGGAAGCUGUACAGCACGGAGGAAGUCUAUGUAGAAGAAUUAUGAAGAUGGCACUUCUUUUUAAAAAAAUACUCUUACUAAGAUUUAUAGGCACACCUUACUUGAAAACUUUCUUAUUUAAAGGGCACCUAUUAUGUUUUUUUUUUUUUUUUUCAAAUAUUACAUUUGCAUGUAGUGUGUUAUAGAGCUGUUUGUGAAUGUAAAAAAAGUCUGCAAAUUUCAAAAAUCACAGCACGACAAACGGAGUUAUUGACUCCCAAAAGAAGGAACCGAUUCUGAACAGCUGAAAUGAGUCGUUAGUAAUUCCAAACUUUCUUCCUGUACUAGCCUACAUAAUUUAAUUUAAAUUGAGCACAUUAAAGUGUUUGUUUUUACCUUGGAUGCAUGUAACUCUAUUGUACAAGACCUUUAAAACAAAAUUAGUCACGUUUCAAACCCAUAAUAAGUGCACUUUAAGAAACUGACUAUGCAAAUAUUGAUGGGUUUGUAUUGUAUGUAUUGUAUGGGUUUUACUAUACACUUUAUAAAGCUGAUAUAGGGUAAGGUGUGUUAGCAUACAUUUAUAAUCUAGCCCCAUAAAAUACCAAUCACUUAAGUAACAGAAGCUAAAAGUUUUCAACUACCUCAGGAAAGAAACUAUUGUAGACAUUUAUAAUUGUGCUUGUGUAAUUUUAAACGCUUUAAUGUCUGCACAAGUUAAAUUUGCACUACCUCAUUAUGUGAUGAAGUUUACAGAUUUAUUAGUUUAUUUGAUUCUAUUAUAAUCAGUAGCUUUGUACACAAAUGAACACUUUCAAAAGUACUGAAUCUUGUCUUACUGCCAAAAGAUAUGUAUUGUACAGUUUAUUUAUUUAUACAGCCAUAACUUUGGGCUUUUUUGUACAAAUAAAACUGCAUAAUGAUGCCAAACUAAAGUUAUUCUGCUUAUCCAGUG